Molecule: messenger RNA, 1319 nt
Organism: Oryzias latipes (Japanese medaka)
Lineage: Eukaryota; Metazoa; Chordata; Actinopteri; Beloniformes; Adrianichthyidae
Source: RefSeq, a predicted model, not a curated record
AUUCUUUUUUUGAAACAUUUUUUGAUAAAUGCAGAAAUCACAUGCAAUUCUUUCUUCAGUGAAACACUCUCUGAAAUGGAUCAUCACUGCCACUUCUGGAAUAACAAACCUUCCCAAGUUUGUGGUUACAGCAUCAGUGGACAAAGUUGAGUUUGGGCACUUUGACAGCAUCAAGAGAGAAUUUGAACCAAAACAGGAAUGGACACGGAAACUAUUCAAGGAAAAACCUGAACUCUUCCAGUUGGGUUUACAGAGCUGUCUUUAUGAUCAGCAUUUCUUUAAGGCCUACCUGGAUGUUUUCAAGGAACGUUUAAAUCAAACUGAAGGUUCUCACAUUCUCCAAAGAAUAGGCGGCUGUGAGUGGGACGAUGAAAGCGAUGAAGUCAAAGGUUUCCAACAGUACGGUUAUGAUGGGGAAGACUUCAUCUCUCUGGACCUGCAGACAGAGACAUGGAUUGCUCCAAAAACACAAGCUGUUGUGAUAAAACAUUUAUGGGAUGCAGACAAAGAGAGAAUAAAGCACAUUCAACACAUGCUCAUGUCAGAGUGUCCUAAAAGCCUUCAGGAUCACAUGCUCUAUGGGAGGAGUUUUCUGCAGAGAACAGAGAGUCCUUCGGUAUCUUUUCUCCAGAAGACUCCCUCCUCUCCGGUCUGCUGCCAUGCCACUGGCUUUUAUCCUGACAGAGCUGAUCUGUUCUGGAGGAAAGAUGGAGAGGAGAUUCAUGAGGGUGUGGAGAAGGGACAGAUCCUACCUAACCAUGAUGGAACCUUCCAGAUGAGCUCAGAGCUGAACGUUUCAUUGAUCAAACAUGAGGACUGGAGGAGGUAUGACUGUGUGUUCCAGCUCUCUGGACUAACAGAAGACAUCGUCUCCAUGCUGGACAAAACACAGAUUCAGACAAACUGGGUUUCUCCUUCAGAGUUUCCAGUUGGUCCUGUUGUUGGAGGAGCAGCUGGAGUGGUUCUGCUCCUGGUGAUCAGUGGAGUCCUCUGCUGCUGUUGGAGAAACAGAAAUGGUGAGAAACAAGGAAAUCACACACAAUCUUUCCAAAUAUUAUUUGACUGUAACAACAUCUGUUAUUUCUGUUUCAGACUUCCAGCCUGUUAAUGGUAAGUGUUUUCUCUCAAGUCAUUUAAUCUCUUUUGUUUUUGGUACAAUGUAAGAUGCUCAGCAGAAGGCUCCACAAGACUCUGUAAAACACAACAGCUCAUCACAUUAGCUCAGAGAUAAACAGAAAGUGAAAUGUGAACGAAGACUUGGGAAAAAAAAGUCUUGAUAGUUAAGAACUUUUUAAAUGCAGUUCUAUGGAGUGAUAUUU